AUGAAGGAAGUAUCUUCUGCUGCGAAACUAGUUCGAAAUUUUAUAACCAAAGGUGAUAAAGGAAGUAAUCAAGCCAAAAUAGCACAACAGCCUAAGAGAAAAAUUUCAAAAAUUGGAGACAAACAAAGUAGGGAGAAUUCAAUGGAAGGGAGAAAUAAAACACUUGUAGACAAUGUUAUGAACCGGUCUUUGAGGUCUUCCCAUAACCAAGUGAGGAGUAAUGUUCAACUAGAAGAACAACCAAUUCCUAAGAAGAUGAAGAGCAAGGCAAAGUGUCCAGCAAUGACUCUUGAUGCCUUUUUGCAUACAGAAGGAGUAGAAGUGGAAAGAGAAGAGGAAGAUAACUUUAAGUCAAUUGGUGAGAAUGCUGGAGCUACUGAAAAAGAACCAGCUAACUUGACAAACUUAAAAAAUAACUUAAAGCGUCCAGCAAUGACUCUUGAUGCUUGUUUGGGUGACCAAGGAAUUCAUGUGGAAAGAGAAGAGGAACAUACUGAAGUUCCAACUACUGAGGAUGCUAGAUCUAGGCCAUCCCCGAAUAAUGGAGAAAAUGUUCAUAUCUCCUCUGAGGAAGAUUAUAUUGGUGAACAUGAAAGUGACAAUUUUGAUGUAGAAGGAGAUCAAGUUAUGGAAGAGGCUCAAGUAGAAGUUAUUUCAAAGGUUAAAAAGACACGUGGAAAAACAAGAUGCCUAAAGAUUCAUGCAAGAACUUGGGAAGAAAGGGAGGAAGUGACUUUUGACCAGGGAGCAACCGUGGGGCCAACUGCUCAAAGAGUGAAGGAUUUAACUAAUUUUAUUGGAACAAUGGGAAGGAAUAGUGAUUUUAUUAUCUUGAUGUACACUAAUUGGAAAGCUGUGCCUAAGCAAAUCAAAAAGCGCAUUUGGAAGUAUAUUAAUUCAAAGUUCAUUCUUCCAAAAUCUUCAAAGUUAUGGGUGAUGAUUGGUGUUCAAGGAGCAUGGAAGCGUUACAAAACAAGAAUAAAAAAGAAGCAUUUUGAACCAUAUUCUGGAAAUAUUGAGGAUAUGUUGGUGAAUCGUCCUUUGGAAAUUUUAGAAUACAAUUUCAGAAGCUAA
This is a messenger RNA of Arachis ipaensis, 1074 nucleotides long. RefSeq lists its product as uncharacterized. NCBI's taxonomy places the organism in Eukaryota, Viridiplantae, Streptophyta, Magnoliopsida, Fabales, Fabaceae. The record is from RefSeq and is a predicted model, not a curated record.